This is a messenger RNA of Paraphaeosphaeria sporulosa, 1287 nucleotides long. RefSeq names its product Cloroperoxidase. The record is from RefSeq and is a predicted model, not a curated record. The transcript is spliced from 2 exons. The coding region runs from base 1 to 1287 and encodes 428 amino acids. Gene Ontology annotation, molecular function: peroxidase activity. Lineage: Eukaryota; Fungi; Ascomycota; Dothideomycetes; Pleosporales; Didymosphaeriaceae.
AUGACUUGCUACUUUUUGUCGAGUAUCUAUCUUGCUUCGGCGGUCUCUGCAUGGCCCUGGAUCGCUAAUGUCCCAGGCGUUGACCUAUCCGCGAUCCACAAUCAUCCAGAGAACUUUGCGAAACAGCAUCGCCAGACGGGUAGCCUGGAUCCUACAUGUCCUUUCAACGCUGAUCACCCUGGGGCUGCACCUUUUGAUGUGAGGUUUCCUUACACCGGUUCCAUCAAUGGCCUUCCAGGUACUGGCAUUGGUGGAGUCCAAGUUCCGGCCCCAGGCGAUACAGCUCAUGAGUUCACGCCACCUGGGCCCAACGACAUCCGAGGCCCAUGCCCUGGUAUGAACACGGCCGCCAACCAUAAUUUUCUGUCGCAUGACGGAAUUACUGAUCUCGCAGAACUCGUCUCUGCGCAGCAAAACCUCUACAACCUGGCGUACGAUCUCGCCGUCUUCAUUGCAGUCCGCGGAAUUGCAUUGGACGGCGAUGUCGUCACAACAAAGCUCAGCAUCGGCUGCGAUGCGACAGAGCGUACAUCGAUCGACCCCACUGGCACCCUAGGACGCGAGCCAGGCCUCAACGCACACAACAAAUUCGAGGGCGACACCUCGCUUACCCGGCGCGACUACUUCCUCAACAACGGCGACGCUUUCACCUUCCAAGGUGAUAUGUUCGCCGACAUGUACCGCGUUGCCAAUGGAACAUCAAACGGCCUCUUCGACCGCGACACCAUUGCCGUGUAUCGCAGCCAGCGGUACGACGAAUCGCUCGCGGAGAAUCCAAAUUUCUACUUCGGUCCCAAGGCGCUCCUCCUCUACGGCGCAGCCAGCUUCAUCUACGAGGUCUUCCCUAUCUUCGGUCCUGAAGGCGACGCGAAUAUUGACAUGAUAUCUACCUUCUACGGCGCCGUCCCCAACAGCGCCGGCAGCUACGACCACGUCCCCGAACGCAUUCCAGAAAAUUGGUCGAAUCGCCGCACUGCCUACGGGCUCCUAGAAAUAGGCGAGGAGAUCCGGUAUCAGUUUUCCUAUGCGCCGAAGCUGUUCGGCGGAAACGUAGGUGCAGGGAAUUUUCUGGCUUUGAACACGACGUUUGGGAUUAUCGAGAAUGGGACUAUUCCUGGUGAUGCGACGGCGGCGGACUUCACGUGCUUGUUGUAUCAGCUUGCCACGGAUAAUGUGCCAGGGACGGUAGGGAAUGAGGCUGCUUUGCCGCUGGAUGUGCUGGCGUGGGUGCUAACACAGUUGAAUCCUGUAUUUGGGAACCUCGGGUGUCCGUUGAAGCUUUCGUGA